Molecule: messenger RNA, 1881 nt
Organism: Cuscuta epithymum
Lineage: Eukaryota; Viridiplantae; Streptophyta; Magnoliopsida; Solanales; Convolvulaceae
Source: the annotation of a GenBank genome assembly
AAGCCAAAGAGCAGAGACGGACGUUUUCACUCGCAUCUCCUAUUCGCCGGACGGCGGACGCAAGACGCCGCAUCUCUAGGCUCCAGCUCUCCUCCGCAGCUCCGCUCUGCCGCUCGCCCUGCCGCUCGCCCUGCCGCUCGCCCUGCCGCCCCUGCGCAUGGCCUUUUCUACGCCGGCCGCCGCAUCGCCUUUGACCGUGGAAUACUCUCCAGUCUCCACGCCGCAGCCCGCAUAGCCUUCCAUUUCUUGACUGCUGAACUGCUUCGGCGCAGCUGUCAAGGCGGAGAAAGAAACUGUAGACGUUUUUUCUCUUUCGGGUCUGAACGCUUGUGAAGACAAGUCAAGGACCAGGGGAGAAGACGGAGACGCAUCAACUAAAAACCCAAACUGCCAUUGCUGAUUAGCUCAUUGAACCCCGAACCCCCUUUUCUCUCCGGCGGCUGAUCGGAGAACUUCUUGCGGCGGAUUUUCUUGCAAUCGAACCACAACCUGUUAAAAAGUGAAAGGAAACUACAGCCAUGAGUUGCUUCGGGUGUUGCACUCAUGAAGAUGACAUGCAAAGGAUUCCUGACAAUAAUGGAAAGUACAUGACUCAUAGCUCAGCAGGCCCUACGGGUCAACAUGCUACUGAAAGUGCACAAAGAGAAACACAGCCUGUAAACCUCCUCCCUAUCACUGUCCCUGCCAUCUCAAUUGAUGAGCUGAAAAAAGUCACAGAAAAUUUUGGCACAAAGGUUUUGAUUGGUGAGGGGUCAUAUGGAAGGGUAUAUUAUGGUAUUCUUGAAAGUGGACGAGCUGCAGCCAUAAAAAAGCUGGAUUCCAGUAAGCAGCCUGAUCGGGAGUUUUUAGGACAGGUUUCGAUGGUGUCAAGACUUAAACAUGAUAAUGUGGUUGAGCUACUGGGUUAUUGUGUGGACGGUGGUGCUCGUAUAUUAGCCUACGAGUUUGCUCCAAAUGGAUCUCUUCAUGAUAUUCUCCACGGGCGGAAAGGUGUGAAAGAUGCACAGCCUGGUCCUGUGCUGACGUGGGCCCAACGAGUAAAAAUUGCAGUUGGGGCUGCUAAAGGACUUGAAUACUUGCAUGAAAAGGCCCAACCUCAUACUAUUCACCGUGAUAUUAAAUCUAGCAAUGUUUUGCUCUUUGAUGACCAUGUUGCUAAGAUUGCAGACUUUGAUUUAUCAAAUCAAGCCCCUGAUAUGGCAGCACGCCUUCAUUCCACUCGUGUUCUUGGGACUUUUGGUUAUCAUGCACCCGAAUAUGCAAUGACUGGUCAAUUGACUUCCAAGAGUGAUGUUUAUAGUUUUGGGGUCGUUCUUCUUGAACUGCUAACUGGCCGCAAACCUGUCGAUCAUACUUUGCCUCGUGGACAACAAAGUUUAGUAACAUGGGCAACGCCAAGGUUGAGUGAAGACAAAGUGAAACAGUGUGUCGAUGGUAGACUGAAUCAAGAAGAGUACCCUCCAAAGGCUGUAGCGAAGAUGGCGGCAGUUGCUGCCUUGUGUGUGCAAUAUGAAGCUGACUUCCGACCAAACAUGAGUAUUGUGGUAAAAGCUCUUCAACCUCUAUUGAAUCCCCGAACGGGGCCGCCAGUUGAACGACAGAACUAGUGAAUUCUCUUCCUUUACCCCCCCCCCCCCCCAAAUGCCUUAAAGGUCCAGGUUAUUUUCGUGCACUGUUCUAAAAACAUAUGAAUCGAAGGAUGAUUCAAAUGCUGUGUCAUUUAUGUGGGUUUUGGUUUCUUUUCGCCAUUCUUAUGCAUAUAAUCGUUAUGUAGAUGAAAUGACCAUAAUUGUAUUGUAUUUUUUAUCAAACGAAACAAUAAUAUUUCAACUGAGCAUUAACCCUUUACUAUUCAGUAUAGCAGUAUCUUUUAUAAUGUGU